Molecule: messenger RNA, 1269 nt
Organism: Elaeis guineensis (African oil palm)
Lineage: Eukaryota; Viridiplantae; Streptophyta; Magnoliopsida; Arecales; Arecaceae
Source: RefSeq, a predicted model, not a curated record
AUGGGAAGUUCAUGCCUGAACUCGUCUCGCACAAUACUUGAGAGACCCACUAGUUUCUCGUUCGAUAAGCAACGCAGGCCUUGUCCUACAAGUGGCUUCUCAUUGUUAAUGAGAAAGAAGUAUAUCAACAUAGUCCGUUGCCAAGGCAAUGGAAACGUGAGAAACCCAAACGGAUAUCCUCCCACUGUAACCGAAAGGCCUGCUGCUGCAACAGUCACAGGGGAUCAUAUGGUUUUCUCAUCAAAUGCAAAGAUCCGCAAGGAUGUUGACAUGAUGGAUUUGACGUCUUACAAGGAACCAACAGGGCUUGGUACCAGUGACACAUACCUCAGCGAAGGUAUUGGGAUUGUUAGAUUUCUCAGGGGAAAGGAGUUUCUUAUUACUGGUGCAACAGGCUUCCUGGGGAAAGUUCUCAUAGAGAAGAUUUUAAGGACCAACCCAGAUGUCGGUAAGAUCUAUGUUCUUAUCAAGGCUAAGGACAAGGAAGCUGCAAUGGAGAGAUUGAAGUGUGAAAUAGUAAAUAUGGAACUCUUCAGAUGCUUGAAAGAAAUCCAUGGAAGUAACUACCAGGCUUUCAUGUUAAGAAAGCUUAUUCCAGUGGUAGGGAAUGUCAGGGAAGCUAAUCUUGGACUCGAGGCUGGGGUAGCCGACGAGAUUUCAGAAGAAGUGGAUGUUAUUAUUAACUCAGCGGCAAAUACCACUUUUGAUGAGAGGUAUGAUGUUGCGCUGGACAUAAACACCAUAGGACCAUGCAGGAUUAUGAAUUUUGCAAAGAGGUUUAGGAGACUCAAGCUCUUCUUGCAUGUAUCAACAGCUUAUGUGAAUGGGCAAAGACAAGGUAGGAUUCUGGAGAAGCCCUUUUUUAUAGGAGACACCAUAGCAAGGGAGACAUGUUCUUUGGAAUUUUCUGCAAAAAACACACCACUAUUGGAUAUUGAAACUGAGAUUAAGCUAGCUUUUGAUUCUAAGAAGACUUCUCGUGAUUCUUCUAUGAUUCAAGAGAUGAAAGACUUGGGUUUAGAGAGGGCAAAGAUUCAUGGAUGGCAAGAUACCUAUGUUUUCACAAAGGCCAUGGGUGAAAUGGUGAUAAAUUGCAUGCGAGGAGACAUACCAGUGGUCACCAUUAGACCUAGUGUCAUCGAAAGCACCUGUAAAGAACCCUUCCCUGGAUGGAUGGAAGGAAAUAGGAUGAUGGAUCCAAUAGUUCUAUAUUAUGGUAAAGGCCAGCUUACUGGAUUUCUUGCUGAUCCUAAUGGAGUACUUGAUGUU